Molecule: messenger RNA, 645 nt
Organism: Orbicella faveolata
Lineage: Eukaryota; Metazoa; Cnidaria; Anthozoa; Scleractinia; Merulinidae
Product: pyruvate dehydrogenase phosphatase regulatory subunit, mitochondrial-like
Cellular component (GO): cytoplasm; mitochondrion; mitochondrial matrix
Molecular function (GO): protein binding
Source: RefSeq, a predicted model, not a curated record
AUCCUGAGAGAAAGAAGAGUUCUUUGCGGUAAUCAUUUCGAGUUAAUAAUUUGCUGUUUCCUUCUCUUCUUGCCAGCAUGAUGUUUAGAAUAUAAUCCGUAUUAAAAGUGUUGAAGUUACUGACUUACAGGAGUGGAGGGAUGUGGCGACUUGGAGCCGUGAAGUCACAGAGCAGUUUACUGUGGGAUGUUUUACCCAAACCCGCCAUCUUUACAAGAACAGGACAGCUGUUGUUUCCUUCCAGUACCUAUGGAAACAAGCAGACAACAUUCAAGAACUACCAUGAUAGGCACCUAACAUCUGACUUGGCAUUACCUACAGAGGCUCAGGUAAUAGUUUGCGGCGGGGGGAUAGUUGGCUGUUCUGUAGCAUACCACCUUGCCAAACUGGGAUGGAAAGAUGUGCUGCUUUUGGAACAAGGAAAUCUGACCUGUGGAACAACAUGGCAUGCUGCUGGUUUGCUGGGAAAGCUUCGUUCUUCUGCUGCAGAAACUAAGCUGUCAAAUUACUCAGUAGAAUUGUACAGUACCCUGGAGGAGGAGACUGGUGUUGGAACAGGUAAAAGAUAAUAACUUACUACAAUCCCAGACAAAAACGUUGGGACAUGAAGCAAGUUCUCCCCUCCCCCCACUUACAACGUUGAUA